AACUUACAUGUUCCCUGAUCCCUAUCUGUGACCCUACCAAUCAAAAAAUGUUUGUACCCGCCCUGCUGCCAUGUAAUCCUUGAAACUAGAUUUAAAACGGAUAAAAUGACGGUACUUACAUAUUUUGUGUUUACUGUGUGGAAGUUGACUUUUGAACAAUUAAAAAUGCAAAUGUCUGUUUGAAACUCCUCGCUCUCAAAGUCGGAGAUGAACAUUUUUGUGCUCGCAGUGGCGCCGGAAUUCAGCGUAUUUGUCGUGUCUUGGUCUCCACUUUUUGUUCCUUCCAUAAUUUUUGCUUGCAAAUUUCCAGUGUUGUAACAUGUAGCUGGAGUAUCACUUUAAGAAAUUGCGUUAAAGCAAAUAGAGACAAAUUUAUUUUUAUUUCCAACCACAAUUAAGCUGCAGAUUCUGUCUACAGUUGCGCAUUCUGCAUCGUGUGCUUCCAUUGUGUCUAAUAUUAGGCAAAAUCGUGAUUUCAGUGUUUCUCACUCAAACAUCUUUUCAUCAUAUCCUGCCUUUGCUCGACUCAGCGGACAACCAGUGUGUGUGUGUGUGUAAAUGGAGGGGAGGGGUUGAUAUUGAAAGAGAUGUGCGCCGGUCUGCAAGCAUCUAAUUCAGACUAACUGUAGCGGCGUCGGCGGCGGAUCGCGAUGUCACACCGGCGACGUUUCCUCCAUUUGAUGUGAAUCCCGUCCUGCAGGCUGGCCUACUGACUGUUUAUGCCACAAACUAGUCAGUUCGUUUGGAGCUGUUUGUUUGUAUAAUGCCUCCAGGAGCGCGUCCUCCAUCUCUCGAUGCUGCGCUGUCUUCUCAGUAUCUCUCUCUCAUAGUUGUUCUGUUGUGUGUUGCUGCUGCUGCCGCUGAAGGCGGUGUUUACAACGGAGUAAACAAGCAGGAUACACCAAAGAGCAUCCUUGAGAACAUACAGAAUUAUGAAAUCACUUAUCCUGUGUGGCUGCAUCCUCUCAGGCACAAGAGAUCUGACAUCAAAGAUCAUCCCCUAGUGGUUCAGGUUCUGAUCUCAGCUGAAGGCCAGGAGCUCAGACUACACCUGGAAAAAAAUGAGCAGCUGUUGGCCCAUGGAUAUCAAGAAAUAUGGUACGCUCCCGAUGGAGCUCGCAAGUUCUCUUCUCCAUCCAACACUGGACACUGUUUUUACCAUGGCGAGGUUCUGGGCUUGGAAGGUUCCAGCGUUGCUGUUAGCACUUGUUCAGGACUCAGGGGAAUGAUUUCUCUAAACUCAAGUGUCAGCUACCUGAUAGAGCCUCUUCCUAAUUCCACGGAUGCUCAGGAGCAUGCUGUUUUCAGAGCAGAAAGCCUCCAUCUACCUAAGGGAAGCUGCAUUCAUCACCAUGGCAAUGAGGAGCAUGGAGAAGGGCUUAAUGACUUCCUCCGUGCAACGAUGUCACCACAGGGCAGGAGGGAAAAAAGGGAACUGAGCCAGUCGAUGAAAUAUGUAGAGCUACUUCUGGUAGCAGACAAGGCUGAGUUUGAGAGGCAUGGGAGUAGUCUCGAGAAAACCAAGCAGAUUUUACUGGAUGCAGCCAACUUGGUUGAUAAGUACUAUAAGACUUUAAGUAUCCGUGUGGCAUUGAUCGCUCUGGAAGUGUGGACCAACCAGGACAUGAUCAACAUGUCUGAUAACCCGCACAGCACUCUGGCCGCAUUCCUGUCCUGGAGACGCAAACAGCUCCAGACUCUGCCCAACGACAAUGCUCAGCUUAUCACUGGAAAGCCAUUCCAAGGUACCACCAUCGGGCUGGCACCUCUAAAAGCCAUGUGUUCUGACUAUCAGUCUGGUGGAGUAAACACGGACCACUCAAAGUCAGCUGUUGGUAUUGCCGCCACCAUGGCACACGAGAUGGGCCACAACUUUGGUAUGAGUCAUGACAGCGUGGGCUGCUGCCAGGCGAGAGCAGAAGAUGGAGGCUGUAUCAUGGCUGCUGCUACUGGAGAUCCAUUUCCCCGUGUGUUUAAUGGUUGUAACCAGAGGGAGCUGAAAAACUACCUGAACUCUGGGGGAGGGAAAUGUCUCUUCAACUUGCCAAACACCAGGGUGAUGUAUGGAGGGCAGCGCUGCGGCAAUGGUUACCUGGAGGAUGGAGAGGAAUGUGACUGUGGAGAGGAGGAGGAGUGCACCAGUCCCUGCUGUAACGCCAACAACUGCACCCUGAAAGCUGGUGCUGAAUGUGCCCACGGAGUCUGCUGUCAUGACUGCAAGCUGAAAAGCCCAGGCGUGUUGUGCCGAGCUCCGUCUGGGCCGUGUGAUCUUCCAGAGUACUGUGACGGAAAGGCAGAGUCUUGUCCUGCUAAUUUUUACUUAACGGAUGGUGCAUCAUGUGCAGAUGGGCAGGCCUACUGUUACACCGGCAUGUGUCUGACUCUGGAGCAGCAGUGUCAAUCACUCUGGGGACGAGAUAGCCGUCCAGCCCCUGACCUCUGUUUUAAGAAGGUAAAUGAAGCUGGCGACAUGUAUGGGAACUGUGGCAAAGACACACUUGGGAAAUACAGGAGCUGCAGGGACAGGGAUGUCAAAUGUGGCAAGAUCCAGUGUUCAACUUCAGCUUCCAAGCCUAUAGAGAACAAUGCAGUCCGCAUAGAAACUACGGUCAUGUUGGGCAACAAGAAAAUUCUGUGUAUGGGAACACAUGUGUACAAGCUUGGUCAGGGAGACGAGGAGCCACAGAGUGACACUCUGGACCCGGGCCUGGUCAUGACAGGAACCAAGUGUGGUGAUGACUCGAUUUGCUUCAAUGGAGAGUGCCGCAAUGCAUCUUUUCUCAAAGCUGAUGAGUGCAAUGCCAAGUGUCAUGGACAUGGACUAUGCAACAACAACCACAACUGCCACUGCGACCCAGGUUGGGCUCCACCUUGGUGCAACCAGAAGGGCUCAGGGGGAAGUGUGGACAGUGGACCUGUCCUCAGCCAAAGUAAUCUCAUUCCAGUCUUGCUUGGUCUUCUGCUGGCUUUCUUCGUGUUUUUGGUUGCUCUUGGAGUAUGGUGCCGCCACAAACAUAAACUCCGUCCACUGAAACCCGCUGCUCCACAACCACUGCCAAAAUGUUCGAUCACAGUGGACAAUAAGCCUCUGCAUGCUGACGCUCAGGUCAGCGGUCACACCAACCCAACAUUUUUGCUCAAGAACCAGGACUUGUCUUGUCCUCAUCCAAGCCCAUCCUGCCCAACUCGGCCCAGACCUGCUAUCGUGCGUCCAGCAGUAAAGCCUCCUCCCAUACCUGCCUAUACUUCAGAGCAGAAGGAGCAGAAGCCGCAGCCUCAGGCCCAGCAUGUAGCCUCUCUGAAACAAAACUCUCCUCAGGGUAACAACCCCCCACCCUUUAAAUCCACCCAGGUGGCCGUACAGAAACCAAGGCAGGUUUUUGCAGCAAUACCAGGCCCUCCAGCUUUAUCUUCCCAGGAUCCUAAAAGCCAGAUGAUGCCUUCAGCAAUAAAUAAACAUCGUCCAGACCCUCCAAGCAGACCUCCACCACCUUGCCCUGUCAACAAACCAUCAGUGGAACAACAUAAUGUGAAAACCUCUCAUGUGACUGUGAAGGGCCUACAGAGAACAAAAGCUGCUUUGGCUCCAUCUGCUGGACAGAAAAAGCCAAACAGAGCCUAAAGGAGGAGCUCAGGGAGGCUUUGGGGACCACCAUUUACAUCCCGUAAAGGACUGCCUCAAACUGUCUUUUGAA
Molecule: messenger RNA, 3695 nt
Organism: Melanotaenia boesemani (Boeseman's rainbowfish)
Lineage: Eukaryota; Metazoa; Chordata; Actinopteri; Atheriniformes; Melanotaeniidae
Gene: adam19b
Product: ADAM metallopeptidase domain 19b
Exons: 23
Coding region: 764-3622 (952 amino acids)
Biological process (GO): membrane protein ectodomain proteolysis
Molecular function (GO): metalloendopeptidase activity
Source: RefSeq, a predicted model, not a curated record